GCCAGUGCGUAUGGUCUCCCAAAAUCAGUAGUCGUGUAAUACGCACUGCGCUAUUAUGUUCUCCCAAAGAGACAAAACGUUCAUAACACCGUGAAAUAACCACUAAGUUCACCAAGUGGGUGCUAAGUUACAAUAAGUGAUUGAAAACCGAUAAUUCCGCUGUUUUCAAUUCCCUGAAAACAAUUAUCGCAGUUACCCGGGGAAUACGAGCCAGCAAUAGUAUAAACACGAAGGAUACAUGUGUUAUUGAUAAAGUGCUUGUUACACAUGUGGAUUAGCCGUGAAAGAGUUUUGAAAAAAUGACCGAGUGCACAUUUAUGUGAUAAAGGGUGUUUCAAAUUUUUAGUUUUCCUUUUCAUUUUUUUUUUACCAUUAAAUUUCGCCCUGUGGUUCGGUAAAAGCCAAUUGAACGAGAGCAACGGGAUUAUCGAAAAUGGCUGUGAGAUGCUGUGUACCAGGGAUGUAUGUGAUAAGCGCGGGUUUGUUGUGCCUCAUCGCGGGGUUCGGCGGUGUUCGGGGAUCGUGUCACUGGUCGUCCGACGGCAAUGAGACCCGCUCGGCGGUGUGCACCCUGAGAACACUGGAGCCAUCGGGUGUUGCUGCACUCCUGCCACCCCUUGACGGUGCAUUUAGAUUGCGCCUCGAGUGCAGCAAUGUGCACCAUUUCGAGAGCAUAAUAUCCGGCGAGAGUUGGCACCGUUUGAGUGGCCUCCACGAAUUAUUCAUUGACAAUUGCAAAGUCCUGAGAAUACCGGAGGCGGCAUUUCAGCCGUUCGGUGAAUUAAAAAAAUUGACAUUGCGGACGAAAAAUUCCGAGUGGAGUAUCGGUAGGAAUUUGGAGCUCGCUCCCGAGGCACUCGCUGGCCUGCGCGAGCUUCAGACGCUCGAAAUAGCUGAUAGCAAUCUCCGAAUACUACCGAGGAAUGUUCUCUGCAGUCUCAACAAUCUCCAAAUUCUCAAUCUUACUGGAAAUCAAUUUAGGGAGAUGAGCGAGGUUGGAUUAGCCGAUGCACGAGCCAAUCGCGCCGAUUGUCACGCCGAUAUACGUAUACUGGAUCUGUCGCACAAUGAGAUUAGGAAUUUACCGGAGGACAGUCCAUUGUCGGGUCUCCGACAACUCCAGGAGCUCUACCUCCAGCACAAUGGAAUCGACGAAAUAGCUAGUGAUGCACUGACAGGACUCACUAGUUUACGUGUAUUCAAUGUGAGCUACAAUUCUUUGGAUACACUGCCGGAAGCGCUGUUCGCCUCAACGCGGGAUCUCAGGGAGAUCCAUCUGCAGCGAAAUGAGUUGAGAAAUUUGCCCCGGGGUAUAUUCACUCGUUUGGAGCAGCUACUUGUGCUCAAUCUCGCUGGCAAUCGUUUGGGCAGCGAUACUGUCGAUGAAAUGUCCUUUCUGGGACUGAUAAGGCUCAUUGUUCUCGACUUAUCGUACAAUUCAUUGUCCCGCAUCGACGCGCGAAUGUUCAAGGAUCUGUUCUUUCUUCAAAUCCUGGAUUUGCGUAAUAAUUCAAUUACACACAUUGAGAGUAAUGCAUUCUUGCCUCUGUACAAUCUUCACACACUGGAGCUCUCGGAGAAUCGUCUGCACUCGAUUGGUCCGCAGUUGUUCAAUGGAUUAUUCGUGCUCAAUCGUCUGACACUGUCUGGAAAUUUGAUCGUUACCCUGGAUCCUCUGGCAUUCAGAAAUUGCUCGGACCUGAAGGAACUCGACCUGAGCGGUAAUGAAUUGACAGCGGUCCCGGAGGCCCUCCGUGACCUCACCUUUCUGAAAACUCUGGAUCUUGGGGAGAACAAGAUAACAGAGUUUCACAAUGGCUCCUUCAAAAAUCUCAAUCAACUUACGGGUCUCAGACUCAUCGGAAACGAGAUUGGUAAUCUCUCUCGUGGAAUGCUGUGGGAUCUACCCAAUCUUCAAAUACUGAAUCUGGCUAGAAACAAGGUUCAGCACGUUGAGAGAGAGGCCUUCGAGCGUAAUAUGCGUCUCGAGGCCAUACGCCUGGAUGGAAAUUUCUUGUCCGAUAUUAAUGGAAUAUUCGCGAGCAUAACCAGCCUUCUACUCCUGAAUUUAUCGGAAAAUCAUAUAGAGUGGUUCGAUUACGCCUUCAUCCCCAGUAAUUUAAAAUGGCUGGAUAUACACGGAAAUUUCAUCGAGAGCCUCGGAAAUUACUAUCAAAUACGCGAUCUCAAAGUGCGAACACUCGACGCAAGUCACAACCGAAUAACUGAACUUACACCAUUGUCAGUGCCUGAUAGUGUUGAACUGUUGUUCAUUAAUAAUAAUUACAUCAGUAAUGUUCAUGCCAAUACAUUCGCCGGUAAAAUUAAUCUGACUCGUGUUGAUAUGUACGCCAAUAUGAUUGAAACAAUGGAACUUGCUGCACUAAGGCUGACACCAGUGCCGGAGGGUAAGUUCCUCCCCGAAUUCUACAUCGGUGGUAAUCCUUUUAAUUGCAAUUGCUCGAUGGAUUGGCUGCCAGUGAUAAACAACAUGAGUGCACUGCGACAGCAUCCACGUGUUAUGGACCUUGACAAUGCGAUGUGCCGGAUAUCCGGUCCCCGCGGUACAGCCAUGGUGCCAGCAUCAAUGGCAAGACCGGAACAAUUUCUGUGCCGUUACGAGGCGCACUGUUUUGCCCUGUGUCACUGCUGUGACUUCGAUGCAUGUGAUUGUGAAAUGACAUGUCCAUCAAAUUGCAAGUGUUAUCACGAUCAAACGUGGAAUACAAAUGUUGUUGAUUGCUCGGGCUUAGCUACCCAGGAUAUACCCCGUAAAAUCCCGAUGGACGCUACCGAAGUGUAUUUGGACGGCAAUGACUUUCGCGAAUUGCAAAAUCAUGUGUUCAUUGGACGUAAAAAUAUGCGCGUACUGUAUGUGAAUGCAAGUGGUAUUGAAUCAAUCCAAAAUCGAACAUUCAAUGGCCUAAAUAAUCUCCAAACUCUUCAUCUCGAGGAUAACAAGAUUCACGAGCUCAAGGGCUUUGAAUUCGAGCAUUUGGUUCACCUGCGUGAACUCUAUCUGCAGAACAAUCUCAUUGGUUUCAUUGGCAAUCUCACUCUACUGCCACUGAGAUCACUGGAGAUAUUACGACUCAAUGGAAAUCGUCUAGUCACGUUUCCGGUUUGGCAAGUCACCCUUAACACGCGUCUUGUUGAGUUGUCACUCGGUGGUAAUCCGUGGUCAUGUAGGUGUAAAUUUCUCCAAGAACUGUCUGCCUGGGUGUCUGAUAAUGCCCACAAGGUUAUAGAUGCCAGUGAUGUAUGGUGUUAUAACAAUGAAGCUAGGCCAGCUUAUCGUCGUCGUCUCAAUGUCAAUGAGACAGCUUGCUCGGAUUACUUUGCUCAAGGCGGAGUCAUUGAGAGCAUAAUGGUAUCCGAUUACCUGCCCAUGGUUGCAGCAACUCUCUCAGCUGUACUGCUACUCCUUGUAAUUACGGUGCUGGCCUUUAUAUUUCGCGAGCCCGUACGUACAUGGGCGUAUUCGCGUUACGGCGUCAGAUUUUGGGCGAAAACAGCCCAACCAGAGGAUAAAGAGCGCCUGUACGACGGAUACUUCUGCUACAGUCCCAAGGACGAGGACUUUGUAUUGCACUCGUUGGCUGUUGAAUUGGAGCAUGGACCCAGUGGUUUACGUUUGUGCCUUCAUCAUCGUGAUCUACCUUGUCUACGAGCUGCUGCACCAGUUGUACUGGAAGCUGCUGAGGCAUCAAAACGAGUUGUCAUUGUACUGACGAGAAAUUUCUUGCAAACUGAGUGGUCGCGUUUUGAGUUUCGUGCUGCUGUACACGAAGCCCUGAGGGGUCGGCCUGGUCAGCUGGUUGUCGUGCAGGCUGGCCCUGUCACACCUGAGGCGGAAGCUGAUCCAGAACUGAGGCCUUAUUUGCGUACAGCAACAACACUGAGAUGGGGUGAAAAACGCUUUUGGGAGAGAUUGAGAUUUGCAAUGCCACCUGGUGAUGCACUGAGACGAAAAUCAUCGUCAUUGUACAGGAGAAAUGUUAAUACGUAUACGUUGGAGGGUAGACCGGAGAAGGAGACGUCGACGUUGCGUGUACAUGGCCACAUACCUGGACAUCAUCAUCCAUUGUUCAAGGAUGCACCGGAAUUGUUACAAGCACCACCGGCAUACUCAAGUACAGCUACACUCGGUCAUAAUAAUCAAGUUAGGCUCGAGCCAGGUGGUAGAGAUACCCCGGUGAGCUCGGCGGCAAGUCCAAGCCCGAGGCUCACGAUGAAUCGUGCCUACCAGGAAGGACCAUUGGAUGCUAUCAAUGAGAGUAGAAGACCAUUAUCUGAGCACAUUUACUCUUCCAUUGACUCGGAUUAUUCGACACUCGAGAGAAAUGCCUGGAGACAACAGCAACCACCACCACCUGGUCAAGCGUAUCUUGUGUAACUUCCAGGGGGAAUUUUGCGUGAACAAGUACUCAAGUUUCUUCGGCAAAGGUUGUGUGCUCCCUCGGACUGUUAUCUAGUGUAGUGCGAGGAUAUGCAUCGAGACGAUGAUAAUGCCCAAUGCAGUGCUAAUGUGCGAUGGAAUACUCGUCGUUCACACCGACGUCUAGUCAAAGGGAAUUGUCUUGGCUCGUGACGUCACAGGUGGAUAAUUUCGUUGUUACGAGGGAUGGUCGGAGGCUAGUGGUAGUGAACGUCUUGGCCUCUGACGUUUGUGGAAAAAACCAGUGAAUUGUGACGGUUGUGUGCUCCCUCUCCACUAAUCAUUAUAGGUAUUCACCCUUCUCCCCCAUUUGCAUUCGCUCUCUUCCACUUUGUCUUUUGUGAUAUUGUUUGUUACUGUAACUUUUUUUAUUUCCAUCUUUUGUAUUGCAGAGUUCGACUGGAAUUUUGUAACCAGUGGAGUAGAAAUAUUGUGCUCAAUAAUUGAAAGAUAUUUUGCUUUGAGGGCCUUUUAUUGGGUGAGAAAGGGGUAAUUAAUUCGUAUUCUUUCUUUUCGUUAGCGUCAAAGGACUGAUUCUUUUGUACUCAUUAAUUAAAUAUCUUUCAUUAAAAACGUAGCGGCGUAAUAUUGGUUUCAUAAGCUCGCUCUUGCGUUUUUUGAAAUUGAAAUUAGCCAUCAAAGAGAUAAGGAAAUCCCGCGGAUUUCCAUUGAAUAUCAAUGAGCUGAUUUUUUUUUUAUCAAUCUUUUUUUACUGCAAAGCAAAGGAAAAUCGUAGACGCGUUAUAGUUCUAUCGUUCGCCCGUCCUCAAUUAAGAAAAGUAUAAUUUGUUCUGUUUUUUUAAUUCCUUUUUUGUAACAUUGCAUUGUAAAGUACCGAUGGCCUACCUCGCCAAUGACUAAAUAACUUAAAGAAACAAAACAUGAUAUUAUUUACUUAAUUAAUUAUUCGCUUAACGAAAUAGUCAUGGGUGGGGGCUUACGAGAGCACCCAGCGUGGCUCGGCUGUAAAUAUUUACUCUUCUAUAUAUAAUAUAUAUACGAAAAAACUGUAUAAAUUUUCAGAUAAAAUUACGUUCGUAAUGAGACGAGUGCAACUGAAUGAGAGCAGUAGUGAGAGAAAAUACUGAUGAAGAAAAAAAAUGAGACCCGAGUUAGGGAAAAAAACUAAUGAGAAUGUAGUUAGGCAAUGUUUUCUAAUUUUAUAUGACUGAAUAGCAAGAGAAAGGAGAGACGUGUAUGAGAGAGAUGUUGUAUGAUAUGUACAUAUGUAACAAACUUUUCGCCUGAUGUAAGAUAAUACUCGCCAUGAAACAAAAAAAAAUUAUCUGAGAAAAAAAUUAUCAAUUAAUGAAUAAAUGUAAAUCAGAUUUAAACUCAAAGUAAAGAAAAGAGAGACGACAGAGUGACAAAAAUGUUCGAACAAAAAUACGUAUAAACGCUCUUAUACGAAUCUAAACUAAACCCUAAAUGAAAAAAAUGAAAAACCUACGUUGUACAUUUGCUAUACUUCAAUUAUUUAAAUCAUGUGAAUAAAUUUAUAACUUACGUUAUCGUUUCAAUUUAAAUUAAAAACAAAAUGCAUUGAGUCAA
Diachasma alloeum is the source of this 5989-nucleotide messenger RNA. RefSeq names its product toll-like receptor 7 (gene Toll-7). NCBI's taxonomy places the organism in Eukaryota, Metazoa, Arthropoda, Insecta, Hymenoptera, Braconidae. The coding region runs from base 434 to 4396 and encodes 1320 amino acids. The transcript has a single exon. Gene Ontology annotation, molecular function: protein binding. The record is from RefSeq and is a predicted model, not a curated record. Gene Ontology annotation, biological process: signal transduction.